CGUCAAUUGUUAGGACUGAGUUAUGUGACUUCUAAACUGUCACGUGGAUCAUAUGGAUACCUAGUUAUGCCACCAACGUCGACAUUUGCAAAGCUUCCUCGCGGCUAUGGUCCAAGCACCAACACGCUCGACAACAUUGAAUAUCUGAACGCCUAAAGUAUGCCUUCCCACCAAGAUACCCAUACAAAUGUCCCUUCUCGCCUCUCCCAUCGGCCGCCAGAGCUGCUCUAUUCAAUUAUUACCAUCCAUGGUCCCCCGAAACUCAUAGAGGCAAACCUCCCAAACCGUGCCUCAUCCCUUGGCAUUCUCGACAGGCUGCCAGCCGAACUACUAGACGAGGUGCUCGGGCGCCUCGAUUUCCAGUCAGCGAUUCGGUUUUCCCGUGUCUCUUUUCAAGGGAGGGAUAUGCUAUGUUCCCUUCCCGUAUUUCGAGACGUAAUAAAGCAUGCGCCACACGCGCUAGCAGCCCUUAGCCAGACGAAGCUGCUUCAUCUCCACCCGGCAUCUGAGCUCUACAAUGCGCUUCGAAGCGAGUGCUGUGUACUGUGCCCAGAGUAUGGCGCUUACCUAUUCCUCCCGGCCUGCCAAAGGUGUUGCUGGCACUGUCUGCGAUCGAAUCCGUUGCUUUGGGUCACCCUCCCUGAAAAAUGCCUGCAAGACUUUCACGCUAUCGCCCGAGACGGUCCAGCAAUUGCCAGCCAUGUUCAACAUUCCUGGCACUUACGGGGUCGUAGGUAACUCUACGCUGACAUCACGGCCACUUUUCUUUUUAGUAUAGACGCUGCCACAACGCUUGCGGUGUCAUUCUACGGGCGCGUGGGAAAAGUUCUGGGAGCUAUUCUACACGAGCAACGCAAGAACCUAAAUAUAACCUCGUGGAGCUUCCUACAAGCUAUAUUUGGGGAACGUAAAGGUUUAAAUUCCUUGAUGAUGCCAGAUGAAAGGCUACACGAGCAUCUUCGCCUUCGC
Molecule: messenger RNA, 969 nt
Organism: Hypoxylon fragiforme
Lineage: Eukaryota; Fungi; Ascomycota; Sordariomycetes; Xylariales; Hypoxylaceae
Exons: 1
Coding region: 160-738 (192 amino acids)
Molecular function (GO): protein binding
Source: RefSeq, a predicted model, not a curated record